Carassius carassius (crucian carp) is the source of this 2594-nucleotide messenger RNA. RefSeq names its product pinin-like. Gene Ontology annotation, cellular component: catalytic step 2 spliceosome. The coding region runs from base 49 to 2049 and encodes 666 amino acids. Lineage: Eukaryota; Metazoa; Chordata; Actinopteri; Cypriniformes; Cyprinidae. The record is from RefSeq and is a predicted model, not a curated record. The transcript has 9 exons.
GCCGAGCGCGCACACGACGCUCCGCGCUGCUGGAAGACGAAGAUCAAGAUGGCGGUGGUCGUGCGAAGUUUGCAAGACCAGCUGGAAAAAGCCAAGGAAAGCUUAAAGAGCGUGGACGAAAAUAUUCGAAAACUAACCGGGAGAGAUCCGACCGAAUUAAGACCAGGUCAAAAUAGGAGACUGACCAUCACAGGCCCAGGAGGAGGUAGGGGGCGCGGAAUCAAUUUGCUAAGGCGUGGACUGUCAGAUGGUGGUGUAGGACCCCCAGCCAAACAGCGAGACAUCGAAGGGGCACUCUUGAGGCUGGCAGGGGACCAGCGAGCUAGGAGAGAUUCACGCCAUGACAGCGACGCUGAGGAUGAUGACGAUGUCAAAAAACCAGCGUUGCAGUCAUCUGUGGUUGCUACCUCCAAAGAACGUACGCGCCGAGAUCUUAUUCAAGAUCAGACAAUUGAUGAGAGAGGAAAGCAGAGAAACCGGCGCAUGUUUGGCCUGUUGAUGGGAACGUUGCAGAAGUUCAAACAAGAGUCUACAGUGUCCACAGAGCGAUUAAAAAGACGCCAAGAAAUCGAGCAGAAAUUGGAAGUACAGGCAGAACAGGAGCGUAAAAAAGUUGAGAGUGAAAGGAGAGAGCUCUUUGGAGAAAGACGUGCCAAACAAACAGAGCUGCGUCUUCUGGAGCACAAAGUGGAGCUUGCUCAACUGCAAGAAGAGUGGAAUGCACAUAAUUCUAAGAUCAUCAAGUUCAUUCGCACAAAGACCAAGCCCCCGAUCUUCUACCUGCCCGGUCGAAUGUGCUCUGCUACUCAAAAGCUCCUGGAGGAGUCCCAGAAAAAAUUAAAUGGUGUGCUUGAUGAGAGACGUGAAGCAUUUGCAGAGCAACUCAACAAAAUGGAGGCUCGGCCAAGGCGUCAGUUCCAAAGGAUAGGCGACAAAGAAAUGGAGGAUAACCGUCAGGCUGAAGAGACGAAGAAAGAAGAUCAAGAGAUGGGUAAGGCUGGAGUAGGGCGGACAGGUAACAGGCAUGAUGUGGAGAUGGAGGACGAGGAGGAAGAUGUAGUUGAGGAGGAAGGAGAAGAGAGCUCGGAGAUUAGGGAGAGGGAGGGGGAUAAAGAGCAGGAGCAGGAUGAGGAAAAGGAUACACACGAGGAGAGUGAGAGGAAGGCACAGGAGGAAGAUGAGGAGGAGGACGAGGAGGAGAUGGGAGCAAGUGAGGUUAGGGAAGAGCAGAUGGAGGGCAAAAAAGUUGUGAGGGAAGAUGAGGCACAGGGUAAGUUGCAGGUUGAGAGUCCAGAAGCCACAGUUGAAGAGGUAGGUAAUGUGCAAAAGGAGGAAGAGCAGGAGGCAGAGAUGGAGACUCAGCAGGAAGUUGUAACAGACUCUCUGCAAACCCCUGAAAGCCACAUUGAAACACAGCCCGAGGAGUGUAAACAGCCUCAACUGGAUGUCCCAACACCUAGCAUAACAGAACAUGACAGUAAACAAGAUGACACCGCGUCUGAUACCCAACAACCACAGCUUGAACCUGACCCAGAAGUCCUUUCUCAAGAGCAAAGCCAAGAACCAUCAGUCCAACCACAAGAAGCAAAAGCAGACACAAAGGAAGCUAACGUGGAGGCAGAUGACGCACGUGGACGGGCCAAAGUCCAUGCCAAGAAGAGCAAGAGCAGAAGUAGCAGCUCCUCUUCCAGUUCCUCUUCAAGCUCCUCCUCCAGUGGAUCCAGCUCCUCUUCCAGUGGCUCCAGUAGCAGGAGCAGUUCCUCUGGCUCCUCAUCGUCGUCUUCCAGUUCGCGCUCCCGUAGUCACGGCAGGGAUCGAGACGGCAGAGAUCACAAGCGCCGCAGGAGACUGUCGGACCGGGAGCGCAAAAAGAGUGGCAGUGAGAGGGGACACAAGUCCUCAAAAGGCAAUGGACGAGAAAACAAGGGCUCCAAAGAAAAGAAUUCCAAACCUGACAGGAAGAGGACGAGAUCAGAAGGAAGCCGGUCAGGGAAGAGGUCAUCCAGAAGCGAGAGAGAUCGGAAGUCUGAUCGGAAGGAUCGACGUUGAGAAGUUGCUGCCAGUCUUGCAUAGUUUCUUCAAGGCCAUUGUGUGGUUGCCUAGAUUUUUGAGGUGCUGUUGUUCUUGCAUGGGUUUUACAUUUGAAUUCUUCAUCUCCCAAUCUUUUUUUUCAUUUAGUUUCUUCUGACAACUGGUUAUUUCAGUGUAUCUUGAAAUUUUUAAGAUCUAUAAACUGCUUUUAAGAACCAUCACUCUAAACAAAUUUUCACACUAUAUCAGACCUUCCACAUUAUCUGAUGGAAAUAAUGCUUGAAAUGUGCUUCUUGUGCUGAUCCUUCAUCUGUUCCACCACGGUGUUGCCAGAUUCUUUCAUACAGUAGCUAAACCACUGAUGUUUUCAAUUGUGAUGCCAUACUAAUGUGAUUUUUUUUUUUUUUUUUUUUUUUUAACAUUCAGUAAAUAUAAAGCAACCAUUUUGACAGUAUCCUACAUCGAUGCAGUUAUUUUUCUUGUUGUAGCAAAAUUGUCUGCCUUUUGUAUAAAUCACUCAACAGAAAAAAGACAUUAAAGACAGUUUCUCUUCAUGUAUCUGA